UUGUCCAGACGCUCUCUGUCCCGACGACGAUGACGACGACGACGACGAUGUCGCCGAAGUUGAUAUUCCUGCUGGGAUCUCUGUGCCUGCUCGCCGGCACGCAGGUCAGAGCACAGGAUGAGGAAGGUGGCGACGGGAUCGACGCGAACGCCGAGGAGCUUUGUCAGGACCGGCCGGGCGACGAGUACUUUCGCUUGAGCGUUGAGGGCGACUGUCGCGAUGUCGUGAGGUGCGACAAAGCCACCGAGAUCGGUGUGACCAGGCUGGCGACGGUGCGAUGCCCGACCGGCCUCGCGUUCGACAUCGAGCGGCAGACCUGCGACUGGAAGACGAACGUGAAGAACUGCGACCAGCUCGAGAAGCCGCGUAAAGUCUUGCCCAUCCUCAAGACCGACGAACCCGUUUGCCCAGAAGGGAAAUUAUCGUGCGGUAACGGCGAGUGCGUCGACAAGGAGCUCUUCUGUAAUGGCAAGCCUGACUGCAAGGACGAAUCCGACGAGAACGCCUGCACCGUGGAGACCGAUCCCAAUCGCGCUCCGGAUUGCGACCCUACGCAGUGCGUCCUGCCCGACUGUUACUGCUCGGCGGACGGCACCCGUAUCCCCGGCAACAUCGACCCUCAGCAGGUGCCGCAGAUGAUCACGAUCACCUUCAACGGCGCCGUCAACGUGGACAACAUCGACCUGUACGAGGAGAUCUUCAACGGGCAGCGGCAGAACCCUAACGGCUGCCAGAUCCGCGGCACCUUCUUCGUCUCCCACAAGUACACCAACUAUUCGGCCGUGCAGGAUCUUCACCGUCGCGGCCACGAGAUCGCGGUGUUCUCCUUGACGCACAAGGACGACCCGCAAUAUUGGACUCAGGGCACGUACGACGACUGGCUGGCGGAGAUGGCCGGCGCGCGUCUCAUCAUCGAGCGCUUCGCCAACAUCACCGACGGCUCCAUCAUCGGCAUGCGCGCCCCGUAUCUCAGGGUCGGCGGCAACAAGCAAUUCGAGAUGAUGGCCGACCAGUUCUUCGUGUACGACGCCUCGAUCACGGCCUCGCUCGGCCGAGUGCCCAUCUGGCCGUACACCCUGUACUUCAGGAUGCCGCACAAGUGCAACGGCAACGGCGGCAACUGCCCGUCCAGGUCGCAUCCGGUCUGGGAGAUGGUGAUGAACGAGCUGGACCGCAGAGACGACCCCACCUUCGACGAGUCCCUGCCGGGUUGCCACAUGGUCGACUCGUGCUCCAACAUUCAAACCGGCGAGCAGUUCGCUCGUCUGCUCAGGCACAACUUCAACAGGCACUUCAACAGCAACCGCGCGCCGCUCGGCCUGCACUUCCACGCGUCUUGGCUCAAGAGCAAGAAGGAAUAUCGGGAGGAGCUCAUCAAGUUCAUCGAGGAGAUGAUUGCCAGAAGCGACGUGUACUUCGUCACGAUGGUUCAGGUGAUCAAGUGGAUGCAGCAGCCUACCGAGCUCUCCGCGCUCAGGGACUUCCAGGACUGGAAGGAGACCUGCGACGAGAAGGGUCUUCCGUACUGCUCGCUGCCGAACGCCUGUCCGCUGACCACCAGGGAGCUGCCGGGCGAGACCCUGCGUCUCUUCACCUGCAUGGAGUGUCCCAACAACUACCCGUGGCUGUUGGACCCGACCGGCGACGGUUUCUCGGUGAAGAAGUGAUCGGACGUCCGCGAGACGAGGGAUGACGCCGAGUUUCUCCGACGAGCGCGGGAGCGGAGAUCGCGGGAAGACAUCGGAGAAAGCAAUCGGCGCCGGUCGUCUUAUCGCAAUUAGAAAGCGUCACCUCGGCUGGGUCGCGCGACUCAAGUGGAGCCCGCACCGCGGUCCGUCUUCCGCUUUCCAAGGGAAACGCCGCGCCCGGUUUCUCUCGAGGCCGACUCCUCGGCUCGACUAUUAUUAUUUAUGCAGAUUAGGAUCGGUGAACGCGCCGAUCCGCGAGGAUGGUCGAUUUCACGGGGAAAACGCGCGAAACGGGCGCCCGUUCCCGGACGUUCCCGAAAGCUCCCCCGGCGAGAGACCGACGACGAGUCCAGAGGAGACGAGUCCCACUUGUACAUAACCACCGGAUCCUUGCCCUCCUGAUCCUCGUUGCUUCCCUCGCGCGCCGACGAAGCGAGGGACCGAGAAAGGCCGAGCACACACACACCAUCCCCGCGCCACUAUACGCAUGUUUACUCAUUUAGAAUUGAAUUAAGCGACGCAAGAGAGAGAGUCUACGUAAGUGUAAUUUCCUAGUAUCCUUUAAAUGUUUCUCAAUAAAAAUCACGUGCGUACGCGCACACACACGCACGCACGCACGCACACACAAGAAGCAGAUCGGUGGAUUCGAACGCGUCGACCCCUUUCGCGAAUAUUCCCCUCUUCUUCGCGCCUUUUCCUCGUCGUGGAAAGCUGCCACGGGGCGGAUCGUAAAAUGUCAGUGCCGACCCGAGGGCCCCCUUUCGAUAUCGGACAACAUUCCAUCGGCAGCUCGUGGCUGCCGAAUAAUCGUGCGCGUCAGCAAGCAUUCCGCGUACGUUCGACACACGCUGCGUCAUACAUGCCUUACCAUCCUUAAGCAGAGUUGCACGAUUCUCAGCGUGAAAAAUGUACGGUCGGCGUAAUGUAUGGCCGUACCACCGGCAUUACCUGGACGAAAAAUUACGCGAUUUUCAGCCUUAUAUUUAAUCCGUAAGAAACUCCGGUUGUAACGGUAAAGUGUAACAUGACGCAAUGGUGAGUCACAAGAAGGUUGCAAAACUUGUCUUUUUUUUUAACAAGUCUCGGAACGCAUUCCGUAUUCCAAUAAGAGAGUCUAUUUCUUUAGCAAUUCUCGGGAGAUAUAUUUUCCUAUUGGAUACGAGAUACACGUUGCGAAACUCAUCGAAAUGUUUGAAUUCUUUCAUACGUAAUACGUACAGCCGAUUUCAUUGUUUCCUCUCCAUUGUUCUCACUCUCGGCGCGCCUGCUUAACGAACUACGAAAAUUCAACGAAAGGUAGAGAUACGUCGAUUAACGACGUUACCUGUUUACGUAUAUCAUCAAUCGAGUGUGGUCGACGCUUAAAAAUCUGUUUUAUUUCUCCGGAAGGUCUCCAAGUUACUCACGGUAAUCCGUACACAUGCACGCACACAACGAUUUGAUUAAAUUUCGAUACUUGCAUUCGGAACGAAUUCGCGUUAGGGGCGUAUGUAAAACAAGCGCAUUCGCGCGAUAAAACCCAAGUAUAAGAGAGUUUGGAGAAAGCGUCGUCUUAUAUAAAUAAAAUUCGCGAGCUCGAUCCGCAAGACGUAGCGUCAAUUAUUGCUAACCGUACAGCGAGUCAAUCGACACGAAUAUCUCAUUCGUCGUUUGUCCUAUUUUGUGGGGAGAAUAGUCAGAAGCACGUGUAACGUGUGUAAUGUGUGGUAGAAACGAACGUAGAAAUUCGCCGAUACAUCAAUGCAAUCAACGUGUUACAGACUAAUGUGUCACAGGAGCCCGUCUGUGGUACAUGCAAGGGAGAAGAGGGCGCGCGAUCGUACGGUCGGCACGAGAAGCGUCUCGAUUUACCGCCGUAACGAAAGAAAAAAAAAAAA
Messenger RNA from Dinoponera quadriceps, 3565 nucleotides. RefSeq lists its product as uncharacterized. The coding region runs from base 30 to 1667 and encodes 545 amino acids. The transcript has 6 exons. The record is from RefSeq and is a predicted model, not a curated record. NCBI's taxonomy places the organism in Eukaryota, Metazoa, Arthropoda, Insecta, Hymenoptera, Formicidae. Gene Ontology annotation, biological process: carbohydrate metabolic process. Gene Ontology annotation, cellular component: extracellular region. Gene Ontology annotation, molecular function: chitin binding; protein binding.